This is a messenger RNA of Scophthalmus maximus (turbot), 1970 nucleotides long. It is a transcript of the gene mapk13, whose product is annotated as mitogen-activated protein kinase 13. The record is from RefSeq and is a predicted model, not a curated record. Lineage: Eukaryota; Metazoa; Chordata; Actinopteri; Pleuronectiformes; Scophthalmidae. Gene Ontology annotation, cellular component: nucleus; cytoplasm. Gene Ontology annotation, biological process: intracellular signal transduction; protein phosphorylation. The transcript is spliced from 12 exons. Gene Ontology annotation, molecular function: ATP binding; MAP kinase activity. Bases 190 to 1281 code for a protein of 363 amino acids.
GUAAAAGCGGCGCGCGGUGCGUCGCCUCGUACUUGCGCAGUGCUUCGCACCGUGUUUUCAUUUCGUGUUUUUGUCUCACUUCGCCUCGUCAACGAGUGACACUGACGUGAGGGAGGAGAAAGUUUGGUGGGUUGUUAUUUUUUGGGGGGGCUUUCUCCGAGCUUCGCCGUCGUCCCCCUUUCUUUCACCAUGGAGGCGCGGGCGCACUUCUCCCGGGAGGAGAUCAACAGCACGGUGUGGGAAGUGCCGGAGAAAUUCACGCGGCUCAAGCAGAUCGGCACCGGGGCGUACGGCUCGGUGUGCUCGACAAUAAAUGAGAAGACUGCGGAGAAAGUGGCCAUCAAGAAGCUCCACAGGCCCUUCCAGUCCGAGAUCUUCGCUAAGAGGGCCUACAGAGAGCUGCGGCUGCUCAAACACAUGAAGCAUGAAAAUGUGAUAGGACUCCUGGAUGUGUUUACACCUGCCUCAGGCUUCGACGACUUCCAGGACUUCUACCUGGUGAUGCCCUACAUGUUCACUGACCUGUCAAAGGUGCGAGGUCACCUCUCCGAAGACAAAGUCAAGUUCCUCGUCUACCAGAUGCUCUGUGGACUCAGGUACAUUCACAAGGCUGGAAUCAUCCACAGGGACCUGAAGCCUGGAAACUUGGCAGUAAACCAAGACUGUGAGCUGAAGAUCCUGGACUUUGGCCUGGCUCGCGGUGCUGAUGCUGAGAUGACGGGCUACGUGGUGACCCGUUGGUACCGGGCACCUGAGGUCAUUCUGAACUGGAUGCACUACACCCAGACUGUGGACCUCUGGUCCGUGGGCUGUAUCAUGGCAGAGAUGAUCAAUGGAAAGACUCUUUUCAAAGGAAAAGACUACAUGGACCAGCUGACUCAGAUCAUGAAAGUGACUGGAGUGCCCGGACCAGAGUUCGUACAGAAGCUGGACAGUCCAGAGGCCAGAAAUUAUGUGAAGGCCCUCCCACGUUAUCCCAGAAAAGACUUCUCAACGUUGUUCCCCCGAGCGAGUGCAAACGGCAUCGACCUGCUGGAGAAGAUGCUGGUUCUGGACGGAGACGAGAGGCUCACGGCGGAGCUGGCUCUGGAGCACCCGUACUUCGACGGCCUCAGGGAUCCAGAUGACUUCCCCGAGCCUGCCCCAUACGAUGACAGCCAUGACAACGCUGCGUUGACCCUGGAUGAGUGGAAGCGGUUAUGUUUCAAAGAGGUGAAAAGCUUUGUGCCGUUCCCACGGAGGGACUCCAAGAGGAGAAACACUCUGACUAUGUCUUCGUGACCUGAUGAUUUCAUGCCAACUUCAACCAACACACAAUACAGCCACCGGUGCCCUUGUAUAUUCUAACCAUGGAACCACUCUGAUGCUUUUUGCCUGGCUAUGUGUAGAUUUUUAAAUGAAAGUUCAGAAGAGUGAUAAUUUACCUUUUUAUUGUUUUGUAAUGUGCAAUUAUUUCCUUAACGUAGAUUGCUCUUUGUGUCACACGUUCCCUAUCAGUGAAUCGUCUUGCAACUUUAUUGUGACCAAAUUAAACUGUUAGACUCCAUAGCCAACCCAAAUAUGUUUGUUCAUAUAAAUGAAUGCAGUCUUGAGGUGAAAGUUGUGUCUCUCUGUGUUAAUAAGAAGCCAUGGGGUUUGUAUUUCACAUUUACUAUGAAUGCGCAAUUUGUAACUAUUUUUUGUUGAAAAAUGUGACCAUGACCGUGAGUAUAAAGCUGAAAGCAACUGUAGCGCUUUAAUUCAUGUCUCUGUUUUGAGCACUCGUGGUUCCAUACUUCAAUACUGUAGUGUCUGCCAUGUGGUAUUCAGAGGCCGCUGUGUUACGUAUGAUAUUUUUACAAAAGUUUAUUCAACAGAGGUAAGGUCAUUCUGUUUAAAUCAUUGUGUCAUCUCUAUUUGAAAGGGGAGCGGGGACAUGACAUCUCGCUGCCAAUGAAACUGAUGUUAAAUCAUGUGAUAUUUAAACAUGU